This is a messenger RNA of Kwoniella shivajii, 2805 nucleotides long. RefSeq lists its product as uncharacterized. The transcript has 6 exons. Lineage: Eukaryota; Fungi; Basidiomycota; Tremellomycetes; Tremellales; Cryptococcaceae. The record is from RefSeq and is a predicted model, not a curated record. Gene Ontology annotation, molecular function: protein binding. The coding region runs from base 1 to 2805 and encodes 934 amino acids. Gene Ontology annotation, cellular component: cytoplasm.
AUGACACAGCGGUCCAAUGAGAUAUACUCACCUAUACCACGGCAUCUAUCGUUGAUACCUGCAUUGAAUGGAUUAUCGAUAUCUGAUCGUAAUCACCAACAUGAACGUGAACGUGGUAGAACAUCAACUUCCUCGCCCCCACAAGGAUAUCCUCAACCAUCUUCUUCAAGAAAUUCAUAUAAUGAUUCACCUAGAAAUGUACCUGGAAGAGUAUACACUGCUACUCCAAGUAGUACAUCGAUCUCAUCCGAUGAUGAAGAAGAUGAUCAAAGUAAAUCUUUAAUCAAAAUAGAAGAACCCAAAUCUUGGUUAGAUAUGACAGGUGGUGUUUCUAAUGAAGAUGAGAAUGCGGAUAGUAGAAGUAUAGAUAAAAGUAAAGGAAAGGGAAAAGGAAAAGACAUGGACAUGGAUGGUUUAGCAGCUAGAUUGCCACCUGAAAUACUGAUCCAAAUUCUACGACUACUUCCUGACAAUGAUGAUUUGUUAUCAUCAUUAUUAGUGUCAAGAUCAUGGUGUCUAUGUGCAUUCUCAUUAUUAUGGUCAAGACCCAAUAUCACUACAUCAAAUACAUUAGCAUCAUUAAUAAGGGUUAUAUCAUCUCCAAUACAAACUCUACCUUAUUCAGAUUCCAUUCGACGGAUACAUCUGAGUCAACUGUCAAACACUUUAACCGAUGAACUGCUCUUGGGAAUAUCAUCUUGUAAGAGAUUAGAAAGAUUGACUAUAACAGGAUCAAAUCAAUUAUCACCAGACGCCAUCAUGGCUGUCAUCAAAGAAAUGCCAGAAUUAGUUUCGGUCGAUUUCAGUGGUGUCUUAGCUGUCAAUGAUGAUGUCGUAUAUGAACUAUCGAAACAUUGCAUCAAAUUACAAGCUGUUAAUUUGGUUGAAUGUAAAUUGUUAGGCGAUCAAGGUGUUUUAGGUUUAGCUAAAUAUUGUAAAUCGUUAAGAAGAGCAAAAUUCAUAGGAUGUCAUCGAAUAACAGCUAAUUCAUUAAUCCCACUCGUUCAAAAUUGUGAUUUAUUAUUAGAAUUAGAUCUUCAAGAUGUCAUUUCAACGUCGGAUUCAGUGGUUUAUUCGAUAUUCUUGAAUUCAACUCAUUUACGUGAAUUGAAGUUAAAUAAUUGUUUAGAAUUGACUGAAGAUAGUAUACCGAAUUUAGAAGAAAUGAGAUACGCUUCAGAUGAUGAAAUAAUCAAAUUAGCUCAAUCGAUAAAUUUACCUAUUCCAACAUCAUCGUCAUCAUCAUCAACUGCAUCCACAAUCGAUUCAACGAGUAAAUACAAUCACAACAGAGAUCAGGGAAGAUCACAUUUAGAUAUACUACGACCUAGUUCGAAAAUGUUGGAUCACUUGAGGGUAAUUGAUUUUACAGGUUGUACGAAUUUAGGUGAUAAAGCUAUCGAAAACUUGAUUCCAAACGCACCAAAAUUGAGAACGUUGACUCUGACGAAAUGCUCAAACUUGACCGAUAAAUCAUUGGAAAGUAUCGAAAAACUGGGUAAACAUUUACAUUACUUGCACUUGGGUCAUGUAAAAUUGAUUACCGACGCAGGUGUCAUCCGCCUGUCUAAAUCCUGUACAAGACUGAGAUAUAUUGAUUUAGCUUGUUGUGAUCUUUUAACAGAUGAGUCAAUAACGGAACUAGGUGUGAACAUGCCUAAAUUGAGGAGAGUGGGUUUGGUCAAAGUCAUCAAAAUAACGGACGAGUCCCUCUACGCCUUAGUGGAGAGAUACACUUCCUUGGAACGGAUCCAUCUUUCUUAUUGCGAUAAUUUAUCUGUCAAAGCUAUAUCACAUAUGUUGAACAAACUCCCACAUUUGAAACAUCUCAGUUUGACUGGAGUAAGCUCUUUCAAGAAAGAUGAGUUGCAGCAUUUCUGCAGGGCUCCACCUGAUAGCUUCAACGAACAUCAAAGAUCAGCAUUUUGUGUUUUCUCAGGACAUAAAGUAGAUGAACUUCGAAGGUAUUUGAAUGAAGUUUACUUGGUAUCAAUCUUAGCUGCUGAAGGAGAAAGUGAUUCCACUUCCUUCCGAAGAGAUUCAGGUUCAUCUUCAACAAGCUCAAUCACUGUUCCUGGAACUACAUCACCUCCUUUGUUCCAUUCACCCUUUGGAGGUGGAUUGAUAUAUCCUAAUUCUCAUUAUAACAUGAGUCCAAAUAUCAACAGGAGGAAUGGAAGUGGAGAUUCAACAGGGAAUGGAUAUGUCUAUAGAAGAGGUUCAGCACCUACAUUACGUGAUAAUGGAUCAAUCGCAGUUCCAGGUUUACCUUCAAUGGUGUUCGCUAAUCCUACACCUAAUUUCUUGACUCCCCAAACGACGAUCACGACGGAAUCGCGAAGAACUACAAGAAGAGAUACUCAGACGAAUCUCAUGGGUAAUGGGAUCAACAUGUCUCCGGAUUUAAGAAACGACAGUUCAAGCUCAACGGACGAAAGAAGAAACAGAAGAAGAGGGGGAGGAGGGGGAGAAAGACCAUUCGGACCAAGAGAAGCCAUACCUCAAAGACUCAAUAUGCCAGGUGGAUACUGGGACGCCAAUCAAUCGCCAAUAGCUCAAAGGGUUGAUACGGGUGUAAGAUAUUCUACUGGUAUCAGACAAUCUUCAUCAAUAACGGAUUCAAAUCCGAUGCCAAGUCCUGAUCGAUUUCAUAAUUCACCUAACUCGCCUUCCCACACAGUUCCACAAUCUCAACAUCAACAUCAGACGCAUACGCAAACACAAACACAAACACAAGCGCAACCACAAUCACCGCAAGCGGGAUUAGGAAUAAGGUGGUUUCGUUGGGGCGAACAGCAUAAUUGA